Solanum verrucosum is the source of this 732-nucleotide messenger RNA. RefSeq lists its product as uncharacterized. The transcript has 3 exons. Lineage: Eukaryota; Viridiplantae; Streptophyta; Magnoliopsida; Solanales; Solanaceae. The coding region runs from base 1 to 732 and encodes 243 amino acids. The record is from RefSeq and is a predicted model, not a curated record.
AUGGGGUUUGUGAUGGAGGCAUUUAUUGGACUUGUUCAUAUUAAAGAUACUAGUGCUUUAUCUCUAAAGAAAGCAAUUGUUGAUGUACUUGCUCACCGUUCUUUGGCUUUAUCUAAUGUACAUGGGCAAUGUUACAAUGGGGCAAGUAAUAUGCAAGAUGUUUUAGGAAUCACAAAUGAUCUUAAUGUUUCAUUACAGAAAAAGGAGCAAGACAUUGCAAAUGCCAUGAUUCUUGUAAAGGUGACAAAUGAUUUGCUUAAUGGAGUAUCUUGCUUGAAUCCAAUUGAUUCAUUUUCUAAUUUUGACAUAAAGAAGAUAAUGAGAAUGACUGAAAUAUAUCCUGAUGAUUUUGAUGGCUCCAACAUGAGAGCUCUUGAGAAUCACCUUGUUAAUUACAUUAUUGAUGUUCGUGAUAUUGAUGAAAGGUUCUCCAAUUUGAGUGGACUUGGAGAACUUUCAAGAAAGUUGGUUGAGACAAAGAAGCAUUUAACCUAUUCUCUCGUAUUUCUUUUAGUGAAGUUUGCUUUACUUCUACCUGUUGUCAUUGCUACAGUUGAAAGAACUUUUUCGGCAAUGAAGAUUAUCAAGAAUGACUUGCGAAAUCGAAUGGAUGACGAAUUCUUAGAUGGUUGCAUAGUGCCUUAUGUAGAGAAAAAAGUAUUUAAAGAUGUUUCUAAUGAGUGCAUUAUGAAAACAUUUCAAGAGAUGAAGUGUCGUCGAGUGCAAUUGUAG